AUGGCGGCGCAAAGCCCGGUCGUCAUCCAGUCGUCCUCUCCCGAACUGCAGCGACUCCAGUCGAUAACGCCACACAACAAUGAGAAGCCCGCCGAACCGCUCACAUCUUCAUCGCCCGAUCUGCCCGUCCCCUCCGCAUUCUUCAAAUUGCACGCUCCCGGACUCUCGACUGGUUCCAAGGCACGACAAAUUCCUCAAGGCGUCAGCACGGGCUUUGCCUCCGCCGCCAGCUUGUUGCGGAACCAGGCAUUCGAGCUUUCAGCUCAUAGGACGGAGGAGGGGGUCGAAGAUAUCGAGCACAGGAAGAGCGUGAAGAACGGUCUUGCACGGGGGGAGGAGAGCGUCAAAGACAAGGUUGCCGGGAUCGAGAAAGAACCUGUGAACAAGCGAGCGAGGAGCAGGAAAGCGCAAGAACAGACGGACGAACAUGACACACAAGCACCACAGCCUAGAGUACAGGCUGUCGAUGAUCUGUCGAGACCUUCCAAGACUGCUACCGGCAAGCUGAAGAAGACUGCAAAGUCGAGCAAGAGCGCAAAGUCUGGAGCAGAAAGUCUGUCUCGCUCCCCUUUGAGCGAGUUCGCGCUGCCUGCUCAAACAUCUGCGAUUCGCAAUGUGAGUCCGGCAGCAGCCAGCGUUUCUGUCCUUGCCGGACGUCAAGAGACUCCUGACCUCGCAGCUUCCCGCAGAACGAGCAUCUCACUCUCCGAAUUUGACUUCAACCCGAACAGCCCAAGCUCGAGACGAACCGUCUCGCCACUUGGCAAAAAGGCGAGCGUGGCCAAGACUGGAAAGCAUGGUUCCUCGCACCUCAACUCCGGGCGGACAUCUGCCAGCAACAAAGUGUCAAAGUCUGCUCCUCGCAAAUCCAAGACUACCGAAUCACGACCAAAGUCCGGAUCUCGGACGGCGAGCAUCUGUAUUUCCGAGUACGCGUUGCAACCUGAUAGCCCGCCGAAGUACGCUUCGCCGCCAGCGAUGGAGACCUUGGAUGACGUCCCAAAGCUUCGAGAGAAUCAAGAGACCGACGUAGCACCACCCUUCAUGGUGCGAUCGGCCACAUCUUACGCAAGCGACUCCAACAUACUCGGUCGAUCACCCUCCCAAUUUGCCUCGAGGUAUCAGUAUGGCGAGACACACUCAGCGCUGUCGACCUCUGAGCCGCAGCAGCCAGUCAUCAGUCUGCCGGUGACUACGGAUGUUGCGACAGCGGCGUUCAAGGAUAAGGCAAUGGACACGGUAUCUUUGAGUGAGCAGCCCUCCCUCGCCAAGGCUCCUCGGAAACGCAUGCCAAAAGCCAGGCAGUCAAAGGGUUCUGGUCCCGCGAGGUCGAAGAAGCUUGCCAAGUCGGCCUCCAUCAUUCUCAAUUCUGAUGAGCCGGAUCUGGACGCGGGCGACCACGCUGGCAUUGCGCCGAAUCCUGGUCCACCAGCGCCGGUCUUGCAUGUGCUGACUGAACCAGCGGCGAAAGCCAGGAAGGCUGUCAAGAAGCCGAGGGUCGCUCGUGGCAAUAAGGAGGUUGAGAACGCCACAGCCUCAGCCUCAGCUAAUGCCAUCGUGCCUCCGCUUCACGACAUGCAUGGCGGAGGCGUUCUAAAGGACAUAGAUGCACAGGGCGGAUUCGACGCUCAUCGCAACGCUUGGAGCCAAUCUGCUUACUUCGUCGACAACGUCAUCGCCAAUUGCCAGGCUCUACCACUGGCGGCGACAGAGGAAUCUCUUCAGUCGGUGUUUGAAGUCGAAAGCAUGAGAAGGAACUCUACUCCACCUCCAGAUCUCCCGCUGCCUCACUUUCGCCGACGAAGAAGCUGGACUCCAGCACGGAACACUGAAUCGGCGACUGUCGACACGCCCCGUACGGUCGAUUCGGGACGAUUGGAAGAGUCUCCUCCCUCUGGACCGAGUCUUGCUGCGUUGGUCAGUGGUUUCGGUUACAGUGCGCAGGCCACCAGUACCACUGCCAACGCCCGCACUGGCACCGGUGAGCCUGCCGUGAAGAAACGGCGUAUUGAGCUCGCGCAUGAGACAGCCGGCGGUGUUGUGGUUCGCAAAGCCAAAGAUGCAGCUCCCGCGAAGCGAGUCAAGGCAGUCAAGAAAAAGCCGCAAACAAUUACCGAUCUUGCCACCAAAGCAUAUCGCGCCGAACCCGAAAUCGUGGCGGCGCAAUCGACUGUGUCCGAAUUCUUUGCUCCACAGAAGGAGUCGCUCACCUUGACCGAGGACGCGGCUGCGGGUGAGGCACUAACAGAGAAGCCAGCCAAAGUGAAAAAGACAAGAAAACGCAGGAUCAAGGUUGGUGGAGAUCCCGAGGCUUUGGCAGCGAUGGCGGAAAGGGCAGCAAAGCUGCAGAAGCCCGCGAAGGUCAAGAAAGUGAAGUUCAACGAUGCGAAUGCGGUACCGCCUCUGCUCUCUCCACAACGAGCUCGGGCGAUCGAGACGCAGCAAGGAUUUCUGUUCGGCACCUCAAGUCAACUGGCGGUGGACGAUUCGCCGACAUUCAUUCGGCAAAUGCAAACGGCGCUCCGAGAGUCUGAGUUGAUGAGCACCCUGCAGGCACGUUUCAGCCCUCGUCGAAAAAGCUGUGCCAAAGUUCCCAGCGCUCCUCAUGGCACUUCCUUGUCAAUUGGACAGGCCGCCCGGGACUUGUGGUGCACUGCCUCGAGAGACCACGGCGGAGAUGUUCUUGCGCUUACAGAACGGCCCAAGGCUCCCGUUGUUAUCGAGCAGAAAGCGCAUAGCGAAGAAGACGCACAUUCGCAAUAUGCCGCGGAGACAUUGCCCGUUGUCGAUGCUCUUCAUGCCAUCGAGGAGACCACUGAUGUCAUUCCAGACGCUCAGCUUGACGGACAGGAAGUUGUGGACCUCUGUGCCACAUCGCCCGCGGGCGAGCGCGCUGUGCAAGACCCGGAACCGGCAGUGUUUGACCUUCCCAAGCCCGAAGACUGCGAUGAAAGUGCUCAUGCGCUCCCCUCUGAACCGCACAAUUCGGACGACAGCUGGAUGCUAUUGUCAAGUGAUGGCGCUGAGAAGGCGGAAGGGCAUGCCUCCACCUUCCCUCUACCGAUGAUCCCAAACAUCAUGCGUGCAGCACCGGCCUUGGCCCGAGUAGCGACGUCACCAACGCGAUUAAGAGCUGCCCUCCAGACCUUGGACGGGAACGCAAGUGUCCUUGCUCAAAAAUCUUCCGCAAGAUUCUUGCAACAGCGAGCUUUUGCGAGCGCAACCUCACCACCAGCGCAGAAGCGCCCUCGAGGGAGACCAAGAAAAGAUGCAUCAUCUACCGAGAACAUCCCUCCAGCCCAGAAAAAGAGAGGUCGCCCUCCGAAAAGCGCGACCACGUUCACACUGCCGGAAGUGAAGGAAGGCAGAAUCACGUUACCAGCCUCGCAGCAAUCCACUUCCUCCGACUUCGUGAACAUUGACGAAAUUUACGACUCUGAUCCUCCAACCCCCUCCCCGCCUCGCCGUCGGGCUGCCUCCACUUCCCCUUCGGUCAGUCCAUUGGAGCUGCGGCUUUCCGGAUCGCCUUCACCACGCGCCAAAGGGCCAGCCGUCGUGACAACAAUGCUGAAGUCCGGCGACCCGCAGUGGGCCUCCAUCAGCGCCAUCCUCUUCCCGCAGAUCACGAAAGCUGUCCGCGAUAUACCUCCCAGCAACGACAUGGUGAACCCGUCCUGGCACGAAAAGAUCUUACUAUUCGAUCCGAUUGUGUUGGAAGACUUUACAGGUUGGCUCAACGGGCAGGGCUUGCGGGUCGAGACAAGGAAGGUCAUUCCAAAGGCGAAGAAGAAGGGUAAGAAGAAGAAGCAGGACGAUGAUACUCCGGAGGUGGCUGACGAGCUGGGGGAGUACGAGCUGUGCAGGGAAGAGAUCAAGCCUUGGAUGGCGCAGAAGUGGUGCGAGUCGAAGAGCAUUUGCUAUCCAGCGAUCCAAAAGCCCAGCAAAGUCAAUCCGUCCAUCGAAGACACACAAGCCGAGCCAGCGCUCUACCCUCGAGUAGCAUUCGACUGGAUAUCGGAUGCGGCGGAGAAGGGCCACCAGUACGCGGAGCAGCUGGAGGAGGAACAUGUAUAUCGUGGUCCGUUGUGCGAGCGAGAUGAAGAGAACGAGGAGUAG
Messenger RNA from Zymoseptoria tritici IPO323, 4116 nucleotides. RefSeq lists its product as uncharacterized. The coding region runs from base 1 to 4116 and encodes 1371 amino acids. NCBI's taxonomy places the organism in Eukaryota, Fungi, Ascomycota, Dothideomycetes, Mycosphaerellales, Mycosphaerellaceae. The transcript is spliced from 2 exons. Gene Ontology annotation, biological process: DNA repair; regulation of DNA-templated transcription; DNA replication. Gene Ontology annotation, molecular function: DNA binding. Gene Ontology annotation, cellular component: nucleus; Slx1-Slx4 complex. The record is from RefSeq and is a predicted model, not a curated record.